AUGACAUCCUGGUGCGGCACUCGCGUGCUUCCAUUUGGACUCUCACUUUCACUUCCCCCUUGUGUGGCUUCCUUUUUUUUGCUUCAGAACACACCCAAAUACCUACACGAGAGAAUGCUCAGACGAGUUGGCGCACACGUGACGCCUCUCCUCUGCUCACAUUGCGUAGGCCAAAGGAAAUGCUGUACAGAAGAAAAGACCGCUGGGUUGUCUGUUGCGGAGCUCAAAGGCAAAUACGAAGUCUUGAGAGCAGAGCUUUGCGAAAGUAAAAGGCAGAUUCAGCAACUUCGAUCGGAGAAUCUGUACGCUGCUGCCUCAUGUGAAAAUAUUCGAAAGACCACCCAGGAGCAAUCAAAGCAGGCGCAUAAUGACGCACUCAGAUCUUUCGCACGUGAUAUGCUGGAUGUUUGCGAUGCCCUGCGAGUGGUCACAAGAAAAGUGGUGGAGUACACGCAGGGAAAUUCUUUCAUACCUAAAAGCGAGGCUUCGGUCCUCGCUGGCGUGAUGCUCACAGAGGAAGUUGCGCUGAAGGUUCUGAAGCGGUAUGGAGUGACACAAAUGCACACCGAGGUUGGCGCCACCUUUGACGAGGAAAAGGAAGAGAAGCUCUUUACAGUUCCAUCUACACCUUCUCUUAAAGAAGGCAGUGUUGCUGAGAUUGUCAAAAACGGAUACGACAUGAACGGGUCGGUUUUGCGGCGUGCGGAGGUUGGUUUGAGUGAGGACCCCUAA
Molecule: messenger RNA, 732 nt
Organism: Leishmania mexicana MHOM/GT/2001/U1103
Lineage: Eukaryota; Euglenozoa; Kinetoplastea; Trypanosomatida; Trypanosomatidae
Product: heat shock protein grpe
Exons: 1
Coding region: 1-732 (243 amino acids)
Biological process (GO): protein import into mitochondrial matrix; protein folding
Cellular component (GO): PAM complex, Tim23 associated import motor
Molecular function (GO): adenyl-nucleotide exchange factor activity; protein-folding chaperone binding; protein homodimerization activity
Source: RefSeq, a predicted model, not a curated record